AUGGCUUCUCCCAACUAUAUUGCUUUUUUGGUCAUUGAAGUUGUCUUGGUCAUCAGCGGGCUCAUCUUUAAUGGCUUUAUUGUUAUGGUGAUGAUCACUCAAUGGAUUAAAUACAGAAGACUAGCAUCAUGUGAACAGCUCAUUCUAAGCCUGGGACUGUCCAAUUUGUGGGUAACAAUUGUCUUUGGUCUGUUCCACUCUGCUUUCUCACAUGAAUCUGAAUUCAUUGUUGUCUCACUCUGUGGGCACGUCUGUCAAAUGAGAAGUAAAGAAUCCCAUCUCAGGAGUUUUCAGGCAAAAGCUCAUAUCCAGGCAACCUGGACAGUGAUCUCUCUGCUAUUACUUUUUCUUUCAUUUUUUGUGGCACAGACUUUGUCUAUGACUGUAGAUAUAGGAUAUAAUGGAAAAUUAUUUAUUUUCACAGUGAUGUCAAUAUACUCUCCAGCUCAGGCUGUCAUUCUGGUGUUGAACAACCCAAAAUUAAAGCAGGCCUUAGCCGUGAUGGUUCAAAGAACACAGUCUUAAUAUGUGAGGACCAAAGUUGAUACAAUGGUUUCUCUUCCUUUGUGAUCUGUUUUAUAUGAUUCGCAACAAGAUUAGUACACAGUAAACAAGAUCACUAUGCUGACUGUUGUAUUGAAUCACAUACUGGACAUUUCCUAAG
Molecule: messenger RNA, 664 nt
Organism: Anolis carolinensis (green anole)
Lineage: Eukaryota; Metazoa; Chordata; Lepidosauria; Squamata; Anolidae
Product: taste receptor type 2 member 10-like
Exons: 2
Coding region: 1-525 (174 amino acids)
Biological process (GO): G protein-coupled receptor signaling pathway; sensory perception of taste
Cellular component (GO): membrane
Molecular function (GO): G protein-coupled receptor activity; bitter taste receptor activity
Source: RefSeq, a predicted model, not a curated record